Messenger RNA from Quercus lobata, 459 nucleotides. RefSeq names its product putative disease resistance protein RGA3. The record is from RefSeq and is a predicted model, not a curated record. The coding region runs from base 1 to 459 and encodes 152 amino acids. The transcript has a single exon. Lineage: Eukaryota; Viridiplantae; Streptophyta; Magnoliopsida; Fagales; Fagaceae.
AUGGCUGACACAAUAGUUUAUGAUCUCUUGAAGCAGUUGGGUUCCUUCGCUGCUCAGCAGUCAAUACAAGAGAUAAACUUAAUUGUUGGUGUUGAUAAAGAAGUCAAAAAGCUUAAAGACAAUCUGGGAAUCAUCCAGGAUAUGCUGGACGAUGCCAAGGAAAGGCAAGUGAAGCAGCGUACUGAGAAGCAUUGGGUAGAGCAGCUCAAAAAUGCAUACUACGAGAUGGAUGACGUGUUGGACAAGUGGGACACUACAAGGAUCAAAUCAAAGAUUGAGAAAGCUGAUAAUACUCCAGCUAUGAACAUGUCGAUAUGCUCCUUCUUUCCCUCCCCAUCACUUUGUUGCCGUCAUGUUAGAAACCUUCCUCUACGUUAUGACAUUGGUCACAAGAUUAAAAAACUUAAUGAAACAUUAAAUAUGAUUGCCAAAAGCAUAGUGAAGUAUAGGCUUUGUUAG